AUUGAGUCUGCAAAGUCUGGUAAGCCURUGAUCGUAGCAAGUUGGACCGACCGUGUGCAAAAUAUGAAGAUCAUUUGUGCAGGAUUAUCAAAAACCGGCACCAAAUCGUUGGCAAAAGCGUUACGACUCCUCGGAUUUGUGGUUCACGACAUUGAAGAACAUCUCAUGUGGUAUAUGAGUGAAUACAUUCAAGCUCUAAAUGGCGACACGCCAGACUUCACUGCCAUGUAUAGUCAAGUCGAUGCCGUGACUGACGCUCCAGCGUUAAGGUUCUGGAAGGAGCUAAGUCAAGCUUUCCCUGAUGCAAAGGUGGUGCUGAUGGAACGAGAUUCUGCCGAAAUUUGGGUCCAGUCAUUGCUUUCUACGAAUGCUGCAUACAGAAGAGAAAUGUGUUCUCUUAAAAACAAACUUGUAAGUGCCUUGACUUCAACCGGCCGCAAACAUAAUACGCUCAUGGGACUUAUAGGUAGGAAAAUAUACCCCGCUCAGGAUAAAGAAGGGCUUGUUGAAAUUUACCUUCAACACAACGCGAGGGUGAAGGCUACAAUCCCGCGGGAUAAGCUACUAGUCUACAACGUUAAGCAAGGUUGGCAGCCGCUGUGUGAGUUUCUUGGCGUUCCUGUCCCGGAUGUGCCGUUUCCUCGCUUGAAUGUGAAAGAUGAAUUCAUUUAUCAUUUGUUUAAUUCCUCAGUAGUUGCGAAACGAAUGUUAAACGAGCUUUUGGCUUUGUUUGUGAUUUUAGUUGUAUUGAUUGCCGCCAUUGUGGCUUUCUUGAUUAAUAUAUAGCUGCUUAAAUUAUUGCUUUAUUUUUGCAAGCUCUUGAAUAUAAAGAAACGGAAAUACAACGGUUAACCAUCAUAUAUUCAGAUGAGGAAUGUUUUUUCUUGUGUUUUUAUUUAGUGAGCUUUUCGACCAUCAAAGAUUUUUAACUGAAACUGAUUAAGAAUUGAAGUCUGCAGGUGUCAUGCAUUUCUGACUUAACUUAGGAAUUUGGGCUUAUUAGCCAUACAUGACUGAUUUUCACAAUUGUUUAUCAGUUUUAAUUUCGCCAAAAAUCUUGGAAUGAUGAUCAAAAGCACACUAAUACAGUCUUCAAAAAACAGAGGGCAUGGUACGGCCAUUAGAGGGAUCCCCAUUGUUUAUCAAAAUAUGCACAUAUUUCAAAACGCGAAAUAUUUACAACAGACUUUUGUACAGUAUAAAUCAGUUGUUAUUUCCAUUAAAUUAAAAAAUGCC
This is a messenger RNA of Exaiptasia diaphana, 1236 nucleotides long. RefSeq lists its product as uncharacterized. The record is from RefSeq and is a predicted model, not a curated record. Lineage: Eukaryota; Metazoa; Cnidaria; Anthozoa; Actiniaria; Aiptasiidae. Bases 64 to 786 code for a protein of 240 amino acids. The transcript is spliced from 2 exons.